Messenger RNA from Poecilia latipinna (sailfin molly), 1126 nucleotides. RefSeq names its product tpd52 like 2b (gene tpd52l2b). NCBI's taxonomy places the organism in Eukaryota, Metazoa, Chordata, Actinopteri, Cyprinodontiformes, Poeciliidae. The record is from RefSeq and is a predicted model, not a curated record. Gene Ontology annotation, cellular component: cytoplasm. Bases 223 to 966 code for a protein of 247 amino acids. The transcript is spliced from 10 exons.
UGUAGCGCAGCCGCUAGCUUGACAGAAAGUAGCUUAGGCUGAGCUGGCUGUUGGUUGGGGCUGUUUUGACUCCGCUGGCUGUUCCCCAUCGACGUCCUUCUCUACGUGGAAGCUGGUCGCUCUCGUCGGGGAGGUUUCCACACACCGAGGCGGGGGCUGAACACACAGAUCUGCUUCAAGCAGAACCGAUCAGAAUAACCCAGAAUCUGCUGAACUGACGCCAUGGACCCAGCCAGUCAAGAUAUCAACCUGAACUCUCCUAACAAAGGCAACAGCAUGGAUCCCUCAGACAACAUGGCCGACGAUCAGGCGGAGGGCGCGGCCGCGAACUCGGCUCACCCUCUCCCACCCGGCCUGACGGAGGAAGAGGCCGAGGAGCUCCGCCUCGAACUGACGAAGGUGGAGGAGGAGAUCAACACGCUGCGCCAGGUUCUGUCCGCCAAAGAGAGGCACGCCUCGGAGCUGAAGAGGAAGCUGGGCCUCAGUCCGCUCAACGAGCUCAAGCAGAACAUCACCAAGAGCUGGCAGGACGUCCAGACCUCACAAGCCUACGUGAGAACCACAGAGAAACUGGGCGAGUGGAACGAAAGGGUGACCGGUUCGGAUCUAUAUCUGUCUGCCUCAGCCACUUUGGAUGACAUUACCCACUCUGAAGCAUACAAGAAGACCCAGGAGACUCUUUCUGAGGCGGGACAGAAGACGAGCGCCGCUCUCAACACGCUGGGCACGGCCAUCAGCAGGAGGCUGGGCGACAUGAGAGCUCUUCCUUUCUCUAACUCCUUUAGUAGCAACUAUUCCAUUCGCCACUCCAUAAGUAUGCCGGCCAUGAGAAACUCUCCAACCUUCAAGUCGUUUGAGGACAAAGUGGGAAACCUGAAGCAUAAGGUGGUGGGACCCAGAGGGAACGGAGACGCCGUCAGCUCCCCGACCGACACCACCCCGACUCAUGAGAACCCGCCCUUCUGAAAGCACCGCCCCCUCCUCCUCGCUGCCAUCUUCCUCACGACCUCAGACUGUACUGUUAUGGAGCCCUGACCUCUGACCCCUUCAGCAACACUGCAUUUUGUCCUACGAUCUGUAAAUCUUAUCAUCUCUGAUUAAAAUAAUAAUUUUGAGCCAGAAAUCA